UGUCCAUGACAAGUCGUGUGAGCUAGCUGCAAGUAAAGAGUAAUAUAUUUUUUUAGCUCAUAACAAAAGCAUUAAAAAACUUAAACAUACGGGAUUUGCAAAAUGUCGAACGCGCAGCGCUCUUUCGUGCAAAAAGUUUCGAAGCAGUCGGCUGCGGAUGUGCGAAAAAAUGUUUCUACUUGUCAUUUAUCAAAGACAAUCGAUUCAUCACUGUGCGCUUCUACGGUUUCCCCGACAGAGCCGCUAGACUAUGAAGAAUUUCUCUCCCAACAUAUGAACAUAAUUAACCAUGACCCCUUAAAACAUAUACUGGAUUUUCCUCAAGGAGAUGUAACUGUUAAAGUCAUUCCCCGGAAGAUCCGAACUGUUGAUCACAUCACUCCGAACGAAAAUUUAAAUGACUUGCCUCAGCACGUACAAGAAUGUGUAAACUGCUAUACCCGGCCAUGGAAGGUGGUCGAAUAUGCACAGCGGCACCUCUCCAGCUCGUGCUACAUCCGUGAGCGUAUCGAUCGCGGAACCAUUAGCCCAUCCGCGUAUCAGCAAGAGUUCGAGAUCGACAAGGAUGUUUCUACGUUUGAAGAAACAUUUGCAUAUAAGAGCGAGAGUUGCACUCCUAGUUCCAGGCAAUCCAUAGCAAGUUUGGCUUCAGUUAGCUCUUGCACGGACACUUUAACACCUCGUGGUUCUUGGGCUAGCUUUGAUCUUCGACGCUCAGUUAAUGAUCCACUAAUACCAAACCUGCUUAACAACGUACCGCCGGAGAACAUUGAUCAAACCAAUGAAGCACGCCGGCAGCAGGAUCGUCAAGUUGCUCUAUUCUCACUGUAUUCGGAAUCAGAAGCCGAGGAAAGCAUUGAACGCCGGCUUCUCGCAGAAUUACCUGUUGAACAUAUGGGCCAUCGCAUUCAGGUCAAAUGCCUUCAGCUUCGACUUGAGCUUGAAGUGGAACCAAUUUUUGCAUCAAUGGCUAUUUAUGACGCCAAAGAACGACAAAAAAUGUCAGAAAACUUCUACUUUGACAUGAAUUCAGAUAGUCUCAAGCGUAUGUUGUCAAGCCACGUCCAGUGCGCCGACAUAAGUACUCAGAGCCACUCGGCCAUAUUUGAAAUAUCCUACCCAAGUAAUGAUUUGUUCCUCGUGAUUCGUCUGGAGAAGGUACUUCAGGGUGAUAUUAACAAUUCUGUCGAACCGUAUCUUAAGGAAGACAAAGAUAAAUACCGGGAGAAGGUAAAAUCCAACGCGGCGGACUAUUGUGAGCGUUUGGGCAAAUACCGAAUGCCUUUUGCAUGGACUGGAAUCUACCUAACAAACGUUUUUAAUGGUGAUAAUUUUGAAAGCAAGGACGCUGGCGGGACGGAACGCGAAUCUUCUGGAAGUGGAACAGGUAGCUUGGGCACUGCUCCAAGCUCCAACAGUUUGGACCGCAAGUCCUCAACUAGCAGCUUUGAUCAGCUAAGGCGCAAGGCUAACGAUAUGAGUGGAACCCUUACCCGGCGUGGCUCUCUAGAACGAAAGGAGAAACGUCGAUCUUGGUCUCCAGAUGAUUUCGCAAAUGUUGUUGAAAACUUUCGGCCUAUCACCAUAACAGUGCCAAGCUUUUUUAAACAAGAGGCGGAUAAAAUGAAAGACGAGGAUUUGUACAAAAUCCUACCAGAAUUAAAACGGCCGAGCUCAGUUAUGAAGAAAUACAAAUGCAUACCAGGCUCUAUUAAACUAGAAAUAUCCCCUUGCUUAGAGGAAGCCAAGAACGCCCUAACACCAGAGCUGGCAGAUAUAAACCCUCAAAGUGGAAACAUUCGCCCAGUUAAGGAAAUCUUAGAGUUUCCGCAAUCGGCCAUUUACAAUCCGCACUAUACAUAUCGCAAUUUGUUAUAUGUAUCACCAAAAGAGCUAAAUUUCUCUUCGCGUGCAGGCUCUGCUCGUAACAUUGCCAUUCGCGUACAACUCAUGGCUGGAGAAACCCCAAGCGAUGCAGUGAAUGCCAUUUAUGGCAAGUCGUCUUGUCCAAAAUUUUCUACUGAGGCAUUUACGGCGGUCAAUUAUCAUAACAAGUGCCCAUCAUUCUAUGACGAGAUCAAAAUAGCAUUGCCUGCAUCGAUAAAACAGCAUCACCAUUUAUUUUUUACCAUUUACCAUGUAUCAUGCCAAAAGAAACCCCAAGACAUACAGCCGUCCGUAGAGACUCCUAUCGGCUACACAUGGUUGCCCUUACUGGAAGAUGGCAAACUAAAGGUUGGAGAAUUUAAUCUUCCUGUUAUGGUAGAGUCACCACCGGAAAACUACUCAUUUAUACCACCGAAUGUUCAUCUGCCUGGAAUCAAAUGGCUAGACAAUCAUAGAGCCGUGUUUGCUAUUAAUGUGGAAGCAGUAACUGCAGUUCAUACAUUGGACUCUUACCUCGAUCGUUUUUUUUUAAUAUGUGAAUACUUAGACACGCGAAACAUACCUUCUCAUAUCGGCGAAAGUAAUAUAGAGACAGAGUUAAAGAAAUGCUUGCUGGAUAUCGAGCAUGCAAAUCGUGAACCAUUGGUGAGGCAUUUACCAUUAGUUUUAGAUAAGCUUAUCGAAUUGUUGGUAAUAACCCACAAAGUUGGCGGACAGGCAAUGUCCCUGGGAUCUACGGUUUUCGAAGUUCUUUGCUUGGUGUCGUCUAUGUUGUCAAUACUUAACGACGACCAAUAUGACCAAUAUGGACGGCAAAGUUUGCUAUCAACAUAUGUGCAAUUUCAAUGUAAAAUUCCACACCCACAAAGCAAGCAACGACUAAUAUGCAGUCGCAGCACAACGGAAGACUUGCAGCAAACCGAAUCGUACAGCUUGUAUGAUAAUGUAUUGACUAGUGGUCGGAGUCUAGAUCGCAAAGAUCUGUCAAUGAAUAUUCUUCAAUCGAUUUCUGGACGGGAUGUCCAAGUGCGGCUGCUACACGAAGAACUGGCCCUACAUUGGGUCGUUGCUAGUGGAAAAGCUGCUGACCUAGCUAUGUCAAAUUCCUGGUUCUUAUUUGAACUUAUUGUUAAAUCUAUGAUUGAACAUUUGCAUUGCUCAAAUACUUUAAAUGGUCCCCGAAAGCAUAGAUUUCCCCAUCAGUUCAAUGAUGAUUUGUCCACACUAGUGCACUUAGUUACUACGAAAGUAGUAGGCUAUCAUAGUAACGAACCUAAAUUAGCACAAUCGUUAAAUGCUAGCCUAAGCUUUUUUAUAUUCGACAUACUAAGCAUCAUGGAUCGUGGAUUUGUUUUCGGCCUGGUCAAAACGUAUACCAAGGUUCUGAUUUCCAAAAACUCUUCCAUACCGGAUCUUAUGAACUACAAAAUAGACUUCCUAAGAAUUGUUUGUAGUCAUGAGCACUUUGUAGCGCUGAAUUUACCGUUUGGGACUUCAUACACGAUGGUAUCGGCACCAUGCAGCCCCACGCCCAGCACUACAUCAAGCAACAGUCAAACAUCAUGCGGAUCUCUCGAACGAGCUCUUCACGCCGACCUUAGUCCGGAGUUCCUUCAACAACAUUUUUUGGUCGGACUUGUUCUCAGCGAUUUGGCUGCAGUAAUGGAGGUGCCCAAUACCCAGUUACACGGAAAGGCGAUACGAUGCAUUCGCAACCUGAUGACGUCUCACGACUUGGAUACUCGGUACAGCGAUACGGAAGCUCGCGCAAGGGUGGCUGCAUUGUAUAUACCGCUACUGUCUAUAGUAAUGGACAGCAUCCCUCAGUUGCAUCAGCACGGACUUGAUCAGGACCGUUUGCAGCAGAUCGGUCAACUUGAGGAUUAUCAAGGCCCCCAUCAAACCAUUACAGCAUCCACCAUAAAUCCGGAAGUGGCGUUUGCCAUAUCAGGAAGCCGUCCUUACUCCUACUUAAACGAGCAAGUGAAAAACAAAUCACCGCUAAGUUCGGAAACCACGCGCCAUUUGUUAGUGUGCUUUCUUUGGGUGUUAAAGAAUUUGGAGCGCAAUGUUUUAUAUCGCUGGCUUUUGGAUCUAAGUCCCCACAGAGUGCACCAAAUGCUUCAAGUGGUUAAUAUUUGCCUGAAAACGUUUGAGUAUACAGGACAAAAAAACGUCCCCACUCUUAAACGAACCCAUACACAAAGUUUUAGAAAAACAGGCUCCACUGAUGUAAAGGAAAAGUUGGAAGAAUGUAUUAGAGGAACAAACUCAGCACGAUAUGAUCUUAUUAAUCGCCGAAAAGAUCGCAACUCCACAGAAAAAUUACGCUGGCGAAAGGACCAAAUGCCCUAUCGUUCACAAUACGUAGACGGUGUCGGCAAGAAUGAGCACGAAGUUGAAAUAAGUCACUUUAUUGAAGGCUCUUUGGCGACUGAAGUUUCCCUUGUGCUCCUCGACACCCUUGAAAUUAUUGUUCAUGUUGCCGUCAACCUUUAUCAUAAUCUCAUUGGAACUGUGCUUAAAGUUCUCCUUCAUGCACUAUCCCGCAAUCAGUCUACUCUUGCACUGCAAAACUUGUUUGCCUCCCAGCGCGCUUUAAUUUUUAAAUUCCCAAACUUAUUAUUCGACGACGAGACGGACAUAUGUGCGGAUUUGUGUUUAAUAUUACUGAAGCAUUGUGGUUCUUUAUUACCAGGUAUACGAUCACAAGCAGCUGCAUCACUUUAUUUGUUAAUGAGACAAAACUUUGAAAUCGGAAAUAACUUUGCCCGAGUCAAGAUGCAAGUGACAAUGUCUUUAAGCUCUCUAGUUGGCACAAGCUCUGUUUUCAGUGAACAAUCCCUACGCCGUGCGCUUAAAACAGUGCUAGUUUAUGCUGAAUCAGAUUCCGACCUACAGGAUACAUCUUUUCCUGAGCAAGUGCAAGAUUUGCUAUUCAAUCUGCAUAUGAUACUGUCAGAUACUGUAAAGAUGAAGGAGUAUCAAGAGGACCCAGAAAUGUUGCUUGAUCUCAUGAAUCGUAUUGCCAAAGGGUACCAAAAUAACCCUGAUCUACGGUUGACUUGGUUGGAAAACAUGGCUAAGAAACACCGUGAGCGUGCGAAUCAUACGGAAGCAGCUAUGUGUUACGUACACGCCGCUUCUUUGGUAUCUGAAUAUCUAAGCAUGUUGGAGUCUCAAACACACUUACCUGUUGGAGCUGUAAGUUUUCAACGCAUUUCUCCCAACACACUAUUGGAGUCAGCCGUGUCAGAUGACGUGCUCAGUCCCGGCGAGGAUGGCAUCUGUUUGGGAAAUCAUUUUACUGAAACUGGAUUAAAAGCUUUGCUCGAAGAAGCUUCAAGUUCAUUUCAAGUUUCUGGCAUGUAUGAAGCAAUGAACGAGGUGUAUAAGAUUUUGAUUCCCAUCUGCGAAGCCAAUAGAGACUUUCAGAAACUAAGCAAAGUGCACGGCAAGUUGCAGGAAGCAUUUAAUCGAAUAGCACAGUUACAGGGAAAACGAGUUUUUGGCACAUACUUUCGGGUUGGAUUUUAUGGCGGAAAAUUCGGAGACCUGGACCAACAGGAAUUUAUUUAUAAAGAGCCGACUUUGACCAAAUUGCCCGAAAUAUUCAGUCGGCUUCAGAAUUUUUAUACCGAACGCUUUGGGCCGGAUUCUGUGCAUAUCAUCAAGGACUCCAAUACAGUCGACAUCAACAGUUUGGACCCCGAUAAGGCUUACAUUCAAAUUACUUAUGUGGAGCCUUAUUUUGAAACUUAUGAAAUGCGUCAUCGGGAAACAUAUUUUGAGCGGAAUUUCAACAUUAAACGGUUUAUAUAUGCAACACCUUUCACGAAGAAUGGUAGGGCACAUGGCGAGCUACACGAACAAUGUAAAAGGAAAACGAUUUUGACCGCUGCGAAUCACUUUCCCUACGUAAAAACCCGAAUUAUGGUAAUAAGCCGACAGCAAAUAGUGCUGGAGCCAAUUGAAGUGGCAAUUGAAGAUAUUCAAAAAAAAACAUUGGAGUUGGCGGCUGCUACGAAUCAGGAGCCCGCUGACCCCAAAAUAUUACAAAUGGUGCUCCAGGGAUGCAUUGGAACCACCGUCAACCAAGGCCCUAUGGAAAUGGCUAGUGUUUUCCUUUCCAAUUUGUCCGACGGAACAACCAUCCCAACAAAGCACCAAAACAAACUUCGACUUUGCUUUCGCGAGUUUUCAAAACGUUGUGCUGAUGCUUUGAAAAAGAAUCGCAGUCUAAUACUUUCAGAUCAAAAAGAUUACCAACGGGAAUUGGAGCGCAACAACGAACGUUUCAUAGAGCGAUUGACUCCUUUUAUUACCCUUACAUCACUUCAGAAUCAUGGCGUUGUUAAGGCCAAUGCAUACAACAACAAAAUUACUCCACUGAAAUGGUAAAUCCCUACAUGACGUAGCCAUCAGCUGAAUAUUAAAAAACCUUUUUAACGUUUCAUGUCUAGCGUAUCGGAUUAUUUUAAGUAAGUAAAACUCGGAGUUUGACUGAACGAUCUCUAUUCUCUA
This is a messenger RNA of Drosophila gunungcola (fruit fly), 6411 nucleotides long. It is a transcript of the gene Zir, whose product is annotated as dedicator of cytokinesis protein 7. Gene Ontology annotation, biological process: small GTPase-mediated signal transduction; positive regulation of GTPase activity. Lineage: Eukaryota; Metazoa; Arthropoda; Insecta; Diptera; Drosophilidae. Gene Ontology annotation, molecular function: guanyl-nucleotide exchange factor activity. The record is from RefSeq and is a predicted model, not a curated record.